AUGCUUCAAUUUCUAACAGAGACAGUUAAUCCAAUUAAACAACCUGUGCCAAUCAUUGCCAAGGCUGGGAUAGGGGAUAGUAAUCCAGCUUCCUACCUAGGCUACAGUGUAUUUGUGGACCAGAGCAAAAUCCCCAAACUGAAUGAUCAUCAGGACUCUCAUGAGCAGUUCCUUGGCAAGUCUAGGAAAGAGCUAAAGAAACUAGCAAGGGAAGGAUGUUGGGCUGGGAGCCAUACCCUGAGAGCAAAGGCUUACCAGCACAUUAUCCAAGAUAUACCAUGCCGGCUAAUGACUGCUGAUGCCUUCGUCUACCAAGAUGUUGCCAGCAAGUUAUUUGGAAACCAGAGUGAAAGUUUGGAUCCCUUGCCUGAAUUCCUGGAAGGAAGCAUCAUGCCUGAAUACUGCCUCACUCCAGAAGGGAUAACGGCUUUGAAGAAAAUACUUAUCUGCAUUUUCAAUCUGUACCCUGAGAUUACUUACUGUCCUUUGCUCCCAGCUGUGACUGCUCUGCUGCUCCAUUACAGCCAAGACGAGGCCCACUGCUUUGAGUUGACUUGCCGACUCCUCUACUCCAAGGCUCCCCACACCACCUACAUAGACCAGUCCUUCCUAGUUCAUGAGGCCUCCUGUAUGACCUUUGGGGACUUAGCCAAUAAGCACUGCCCAGCUGCCCAUCAGCUGAUAGCAAGUUCAUCAGACAUCUUGGAGGUGUACUCUGAGUGGCUGGUGUGGCUCUUUGACGAUCUUCCCUUUAAUUAUGUCAUUCGCAUCUUUGAUGUGUAUCUCUUGGAGGGGCAAAAGGUCCUUUACCGCAUUGCUCUGGCACUGCUGAAGCAAUACCGGCUCUUUAUGACUUCAAGAGGACAAGAGGUGGUUGACAUCAAGGAAAGCUUGCAGGCUUUCCUGUGGGACAUUCAUGAAUACUUGGCAGCUGAAAAGCUUUUAGAGAAAGCAUUUGGCAUCCGACUUUUCUCCCGCAAAGAAAUCUGGCUUCUUCAGAUGGCUAACAGGAAGGCUCUGGUGGAUAAAGGAGUAACAAGGGUGCAGCACAGACAACCAUUCCACCUCAUUGUGAAUGCACAUAAUUUUAGUUCCACCAUUGUUAAGGCUCAAGAAAUGCGCAUUGUGUGGUCCUGGAUCCCAGAACGAUUUUCUUUAUACCCACCUCUUCUUUUAUUCUCAACUUCUGAAAAUGGAUACAGUUUACGAAGGUUUUAUUCCUGCUGUGAAGGCUAUGAGCCAACUUUACUGUUGUUAAAAAACACACUGGGAGAAGUAUGUGGAGCAUUUCUUUCCUCUGACUGGAAUGAAAGGAAAAAACGGGGAGGAACAGCAAGCUUCUUUGGCACAGGAGAAUGCUUUAUUUUUACAGUGCAUCCUAAAAUGGAGCGAUAUGAAUGGGUCUUCAUCAAGAAGCCAGAACAAGCUAAAGCUCUACCUUGUUCCCAACGCCAGCGUUCUCCAUCUCCCUUUUCUUUGGAGAGUCACAAAACAACCAGCUCAAAUCACCUCACUGUACCAAAACUAGAAACAAUUAAAUACCGUCUCUCUCCCUUCCUGGCAAUUAGACACUUCAGGUUGCCCUCCAAAACAGCUUCCAUGUUUAUGUCUGGAAGCCAGGAAGAAAUCAUCAUAGGGGGAGGUGGAGGCCAGGCUCUAUAUAUUGAUGCCAAUCUGAAUCAUGGAAGAACAGAACGCUGUGAAACAUUUGACAACCCUCCUCUCUGCCAGCAAAACUUCCAGAUCCAGCUACUAGAAGUUUGGGGAUUUCAAAACUCUUGA
This is a messenger RNA of Protobothrops mucrosquamatus (brown spotted pit viper), 1782 nucleotides long. Its product is annotated as TBC1 domain family member 24-like. Bases 1 to 1782 code for a protein of 593 amino acids. NCBI's taxonomy places the organism in Eukaryota, Metazoa, Chordata, Lepidosauria, Squamata, Viperidae. The transcript has 7 exons. The record is from RefSeq and is a predicted model, not a curated record.